Tachyglossus aculeatus (Australian echidna) is the source of this 1868-nucleotide messenger RNA. It is a transcript of the gene ABI2, whose product is annotated as abl interactor 2. Bases 43 to 1710 code for a protein of 555 amino acids. Gene Ontology annotation, cellular component: lamellipodium. Gene Ontology annotation, molecular function: SH3 domain binding. The record is from RefSeq and is a predicted model, not a curated record. NCBI's taxonomy places the organism in Eukaryota, Metazoa, Chordata, Mammalia, Monotremata, Tachyglossidae. The transcript has 12 exons.
GAGCAGCAGGAGCAGGAGGAGGAGGAGGAGGAGGAUGUGAAGAUGGCGGAGCUGCAGAUGCUGCUGGAGGAGGAGAUCCCCGGGGGCCGCCGGGCCCUGUUCGACAGCUACACCAACCUGGAGCGCGUGGCCGAUUACUGCGAGAACAACUACAUCCAGUCAGCAGAUAAGCAGCGAGCCCUUGAAGAAACCAAAGCUUACACGACGCAGUCCUUAGCAAGUGUAGCCUAUCUGAUCAAUACCUUGGCCAACAAUGUUCUCCAGAUGCUGGACAUACAGGCGUCCCAACUACGAAGGAUGGAAUCGUCGAUCAACCACAUUUCACAAACUGUGGACAUUCACAAGGAGAAAGUUGCAAGAAGAGAAAUUGGUAUUUUGACCACCAACAAGAACACAUCCAGAACUCACAAAAUCAUUGCACCAGCUAAUCUGGAGCGACCUGUUCGUUAUAUUAGAAAACCGAUUGACUAUACAAUUUUAGAUGAUAUUGGACAUGGAGUAAAGUGGUUGCUUAGAUUUAAGGUGAGUACCCAGAACAUGAAGAUGGGUGGGCUGCCUCGCACGACCCCACCCACCCAGAAGCCACCCAGCCCUCCUAUGUCAGGGAAAGGAACACUUGGGCGUCACUCCCCCUAUCGCACACUGGAGCCAGUGCGUCCUCCAGUGGUACCAAAUGAUUACGUACCUAGCCCAACCCGUAAUAUGGCUCCCUCGCAGCAGAGCCCUGUGAGGACAGCUUCUGUGAAUCAAAGAAAUCGCACGUACAGCAGCAGUGGGAGUAGUGGAGGGAGCCACCCGAGUAGCCGGAGCAGCAGCCGCGAGAACAGCGGGAGCGGAAGCGUCGGGGUUCCUAUUGCCGUACCUACUCCAUCUCCUCCCAACGUCUUUCCAGCCCCCGCUGGCUCGGCUGGCACUCCUCCCCUUCCUGCUACUUCCACACCUGCCCCUCCCUCUCUCGCUCCUGUUUCUGCCCCUUCCUCCUCCUCCUCCUCCUCCUCCACCGCCCCAGAUGCCACCGCUGCUGCCGCUGCUGCCGCUGCUGCAGGAAGCCAAACCCCUGCUGAUGGCUUCACUUCUCCAAAUCCCCCCGCUGUUUCUUCCACUCCGCCUACAGGUCACCCCGUUCAGUUCUACAGUAUGAACAGACCUGUGUCUAGACACACUCCCCCAGCGAUCGGGGGCUCUCUUCCCUACAGACGGCCUCCUUCCAUCACCUCUCAGACGAACCUUCAGAACCAGGUGAACGGAGGACCUUUUUAUAGCCAAAACCCAGUGUCUCUCGCUCCUCCUCCUCCCUCGAUUCUGCAGGUAACUCCUCAGUUACCGCUAAUGGGAUUUGUGGCCAGAGUCCAAGAAAAUAUUUCAGAUACACCCCCACCCCCACCUCCUGCAGAAGAGCCAGUAUUUGAUGAGUCCCCACCUCCACCCCCACCUCCAGAAGACUAUGAAGAAGAGGAGGCAGCUGUGGUUGAGUAUAGUGAUCCUUAUGCUGAAGAGGACCCGCCUUGGGCCCCCCGGACCUACUUAGAAAAGGUCGUGGCGAUUUAUGACUACACUAAAGACAAAGAAGAUGAGCUCUCAUUUCAGGAAGGAGCCAUCAUUUACGUCAUCAAGAAGAACGACGACGGUUGGUAUGAGGGCGUCAUGAAUGGAGUGACGGGGCUCUUCCCAGGGAAUUACGUGGAGUCCAUCAUGCAUUACUCUGAGUGAAGUCCCCCCCCCCCCCCGCCCCCUCUCCCCCGCCCCCAGACUGAACCUCUUCCCACGGAAACUGGCGGGGCUGCCUAGGUUUCCAGAAGGCCUUGAAGGGCCACUCGAGCGAACUGAAUGAAGGACGAUUGUAAUAAAACCACUAUUUUGGGUUUUCA